Messenger RNA from Carcharodon carcharias (great white shark), 1127 nucleotides. It is a transcript of the gene c11h11orf65, whose product is annotated as chromosome 11 C11orf65 homolog. The record is from RefSeq and is a predicted model, not a curated record. Bases 230 to 1111 code for a protein of 293 amino acids. NCBI's taxonomy places the organism in Eukaryota, Metazoa, Chordata, Chondrichthyes, Lamniformes, Lamnidae. The transcript has 8 exons.
GCGACGGGACGCUCCAGCCCACAGGGAAGGAACAGCUCCAGAGUUGCCCAGGGCACUGUUUAUGCUACAUUGAUGGUCAAAAGCUGGGAAUGUGCGAGAAGUCCUUCAGGUCCAUUUAACACAGGUGUAAGACACAUCAGUUCUUUAACUGUAUAGUGGAUUCAUCAGACAUCUGAUACGUUGGCAAUUUUGCUAAAUUAAUGACAUCUUGCUUGACAGUGAACAAGAAAUGACUGAAGAAAUAGCACAAACAAACUGCAUUGAUGUAAACUUACCAGAUGCUAGCAAUGAGGAAGAACGGAGCCCUGCAGACAGCACGAGUCCUGCCAGUAAGACCUUUAAAUUUGUAGCUGAGGAGCAGCAAGAAACUUUGGCAGAGUUAGAAAAUUCAGCAAAAGUGAUACAAAGAGCAUGGAGAAGACACAUUGAAACAUUUCCUCCAAAAGUCUACUACAAAAUAUUCACUCAUCGACCAAUCGUGGAUAUAUGUGCAAACAGUCCCAAAGAUUAUACUCAUCCUGCUGUCAAACAGAAACUACCCAGGCAAAUUCACAACCGUAACCCUGUAAAAAAUCAGGAAGAUAAUCGCAGUGGAUGGUACAAGCGAAUGGAGAAUAAUGACUGGAGAAGUCUUUCGGAGAAGUGCUUUGUAACCACUACUGAUUAUAUGGAGUUUGAGCCUAACAGAAAGACAACAACAUUUCAUCAUUGCAAACUCCAGAGAAGGCAAGAGGUCGUGAGAAAGCGAAAGCAAAGAAAAAUUGAAUGGAUGAAAAAGAUGUACUAUGAGGGCAUGCUGCAGGCCCAGACACUGGAUCCAAAUACAGCUGUCCUGGUGCACAGAGCAACAGAAGGAGUAAUCAACAGUGUAGAGCAGAAUGGCCCUAAUGCAGUCCUUGAUUGGGAGGUGGAUGAACUACUUGAGUGGACCAAUGCAUUGAAUUUUGAGAAGUAUUUAAAUGACUGGAUGGAAAUUGCUUGUAGCAGCUCUUCUGCAAAUUUUCAAGGCACAAGAUGCUACCCUAUGGAGAAUGAUCUUUACAAACAAGUUAGGCAACGUGUCAUGAAUGCUUACGCAGCUAUGCAGAGUGGUGCUCAGUGUGCCAUUUAACAAAGAAGAAAUAAAU